AUGUCAGUGAGGUUUGAUGAAUUUAAAGGUUUUGUCAUUGACCCCAAUGUGAAGGCUCUCAAACCUCAAGAGACAACCACAGGAAUCAAUAAACUACCAGUAUAUGAAAUCUUAAAUUUCAAACCAGUCGAAAGUGAGGAGAAUGAAGAACUGGAAGUUAAAGAGAAGAAAAAGUCAAAGCUGCAAAGAAAGAUUGAAAGACAACAGAAAAAGAUAAGAAUAAGUCAAAGGAAACUACAACAACGUCUUAUGGAAGAUCAAAAGUUUGAGCCUGAUUAUACUCCCAUACAAAUCACCAAUGAAAUCAAAAAAAUCUAUUUAUCACUAUCUACAAAAACUGAGACAAAACUACUUCAAUAUCAAUCAGUAUCAUUAUAUUCCACCGACCUUAGUCAGAUUCUACCUGGCGAAUGGAUCAAUGACAACAUAAUAUCUUUAGUGCAUGAAUUCUUAUCCAUGAAUUAUAUAAAUUCCAAUAGUUUAUAUAAGAAAUCGAUAAAGUUAUUACCACCAACAGUAGUUCAAUUAUUACUCUUUACUGAUUUUAAUGAUGUUCUUGAUGUUAAAGAUAUUGAACUGGCAAAAUUCAUUUUCCUUCCUGCCAAUGAAAGUGAAGAAGGUGAUCAUUGGGUGCUUGGAGUUCUUGAUUUACUUCGUAAUAAAUUCUUCAUUUAUGAUUCCAUGAUGAGUGAGACCUACCAAAUAUUCGAUAAUCUUCUAGAUAAGUUUAAGAAACUCAAUAUAGUUACCGGUAAGAUAGAAAUCAUUCGAGUUAAAAUAGAACAACAAUCCAAUUUUGAUGACUGUGGGGUUUUUCUUAUCAUGAUAUCUUGUUAUCUCAUAAAUAUGUUAUUGAACGAGGACAUAAACUUCGAUCUCAGUAGUUUGAAAUUCAAUCCCGUGAAGGCAAGAUUAGAUAUCUUCAAGUUGAUACGAUUUUUAAUAACUCAAGAUGAAUCAGCCAGUUAA
This is a messenger RNA of Yamadazyma jaroonii, 969 nucleotides long. The record is from the annotation of a GenBank genome assembly. Lineage: Eukaryota; Fungi; Ascomycota; Pichiomycetes; Serinales; Debaryomycetaceae.